AUGCUAAGAACAAAAACGACUAUUUUAUCGAAUACAGCUCGACGUCAUUAUCGUUCUUCCACUAUUCCAUGGUUUAAUUGGGAACAAGUUGCUGCAUUACCUUGUUUUAGUAAACAACAAUUAGAUAUACAUCAAAAACAUUAUCAAGCCUGCGAAAAUAAUUGUGAUUAUUAUAUUGAUCCAUCGACGGGUUAUCAAGUUAAAACACGUUUAGAACAUUUGAAACGAGGCUCUUAUAUAAAUAUACUGUUAGUGUCCGGGCAUGAAAUAUCAAUACCAUCAUCUAAUAACAAUGAUUCAUCCAGUGAAAAAGAAGUAUCUUCUCCGCUGUCAAUGAGUCUGUCAUCAUUACACAAAACUAGAACGUAUACAAAUUUUUUACAAAAUGCAACUACAACAGCACCAACUACAAUAAAUGAUCAAGGAUAUUUAUCUUCAAGUGAACGUCGUUACUCUGACGAUGAGAUUUGUUUCCCUCUGGACGACUUCCCAGAGGCUCAAAACAGAAGAGAUACAUCGUCAUCAUCUGGAAUAGAGGGUGAUAUAGCAACCAGUGAAAUUGAUUUUUCAAUUGGAUUUGAUGUAAUGGACGACAAUGAUUUAAUAUCUCUGGAUGAAAAUGAACAAUAUGUAGAUUCUUCUGAUGAGUCAAACGUUGUCGAUGAUAGAAAUGAAUUUGGACGUCCUUAUUUUCAACAAAAGUUACAAAAAACAGAUUAUGAUGUUGAAGAUGACAAUGAACGACAAACAAGAACUGAAUUUCUAAAUUCCUUUAAUUCAUCUACGAAUACAUUAUCUGCUAAUCAUUUCUCUCUAUAUGCGGAUGAAAACACUGACGAAACAAAUAAUAUCUGUCGAUCAAAAUCUAUUAGUAUUACUCAUUCAAGUGGACGACAAAAAAUAGCUAAAAAUGUAUCAAAAAAAGUUGUACGAUUUGCUGACGUUAUGGGUUUAGAUUUGGAAUCUGUUCGUUAUAUGACACCACCGGAUCAAUCCAUACUCUCAAUAAUUCAUGAUUGUAUCAAAACAAAAUUGGAACAAUUAAAAAUUAUUCGAAAUGAUGUAUCAAACAAUUUUUAUUUAAAAUCAAAGUCAUUUAUACAGCCUAUCAAUGUUACUCAACACGUUUAUGAUCGACAAGUAUUAUUAGAAUAUUUAUAUACAAAAGAUUUGUCAGCAUUUGGUACAAUUCGUGUUAAUAAUAUUUGCUAUGAAAAAUAUGUAUUUGUUCGAUAUACUCUAGAUAAUUGGUUGACAUAUAAUGACCUUUCAACAAUUUAUAGUCAAUAUAAUCGAGAUGAUAACACUGAUUCAUAUAUAUUUGAGCUCAAAGUACCAGACGAAGUUUUAUCAUCAACACCUCCACCGACAACUAUUUUAUUUGCUGUAUGCUAUUCGACAACGAAUCAAGAAUAUUGGGACAACAAUUUUAACUGCAAUUAUCAAAUUGAAAUUCAUCAACAUUAA
This is a messenger RNA of Didymodactylos carnosus, 1467 nucleotides long. Lineage: Eukaryota; Metazoa; Rotifera; Eurotatoria; Philodinida; Philodinidae. The record is from the annotation of a GenBank genome assembly.